UUCAAAUCAGGAACUAACCCACUUUCACCUGAUCAUAAAUUUGGUACAAUCGCAAUUACAAUAAGUGAUAUGAAUACAUGUUUCCAGUUUAAGUCCAAGUAAAACAUUGUACACAUGUGCCCAACCCUUAUGCAUAUUCCAUGAUACCCCUGGGUUUAACCCUCCUGGGUUAGGGUUAGGGUUAGGGUUAGGGUUAGGUAAGCUUCCUAGAGGACUGGCAUAGUCAUCUGAUGUUGCAUCGGGCCGUGCAUAAACAUUAACCAAAUACAUACUAAUCAAGAGCUCUGCAAAGACAUAUAUUAGUUCCCUGUGGUUUUGGGCAGAUUGGAGAAACAGGUUUUAGCCUAUAAAAUAAUAAUAAUAAAAAAUAUUCCAGUUUUACUUACAGAAUAUAUAAAAGUCGACUGUAAUAAAUACCUGGGUUUGUAUUCUAACAGAUCUCUGCAGUAAAGAUACUUGACUCUUGCGUAACUAUUAGAUUCGUUGAUUUUUAGACUUAAACUUGUUCGACAUGCUGAGAAAAAAAAAAAGUGACACAGUUGGGUAUAUAAUGGAGUGGAGGCACAGGAUAAAGAGUUUUUCAAUAUUGAAGUAAAGGUACUAGUGUGGCAUACGUGCGUACACACGAACAUGAUGCACUGUACUUAGGGUUUGAUCCGCGCUCAAAACAAAAGUUAACAAAAACGUGAACGCGCAUCCUGCCGCCUCCUGCGAGGUCGCGCGUAUUGUUGGAACGCAUCAGCACAUCGGCACUCUUAUUGGCUGAAACGGGCGGGUGGUGCCGUGUUGUGAUGAACAUCCAGCUCAGCCAAUAAAACAGCCCGCAGUUUGUGGGAGGCAGAGUCUAGCUCGUGCGAUUAGAUUUGGCCGCACGGCCUCUAUCAAUCGAUAGGGGAACAGAAGAUGGCGGUCCGUCUGGUGUGAGGUGGAAGAGAUACACCACGCCAGUCGAGAGUCUUACGAGUUUACACCUGAAAAUAGUACCCUGGAUACAUAGGGCCUCCGUCCGGGCUCAGAGGUACAUUUUAAAGGGGAAGCGGGGAUGAGAGGGGAACGAUAAGGAGCUGCACAUCACGAGUUAAUCGCUGACUGGGAUAAUAAACAACCAUGUCGUUCAAAAAUAGCACGAAAUCAACCCAUAUGUAGCGCAAUUAACAAAUGCAAUUUGCGUUAUUUACCAAGUGAUAUAACUGGCAUUUUACAUGUUUGGAAGGCGCUGGACUUUUACGCGUUUGCUGACGAAUGGCUUGCAAACGUUCGUUCAGAAUGCAUGAUGUAAACAAGGUAGCAAGCGCGUUUUCAAACCAUCGCGCGUUCUUCAUACUGUUUAGCGCUGAACAUUUUUGCAGGUUUACAGACCAAGUUCACAAAGUUUUAAAACUUGUAUGUGGUUCAGACGUGCACAUGAAACCAAAUGUACAUGUUUGCAUGCAAAGCCCAACCCCUCCCCCAAGUCUUUGAAUCCUAUCCUCAAUCUCACUAUGGUAUUUGUUCCUCAGUGCUGGUGACCCUAGCAGUGAAUACAUUAUUCCAGCGUCCAGCGGUAAUGGAGUUCCACCGACACAGCCAGUAUAUCCUAGAGCAGUUCAACCAGCAGCGAGAGAUGGGGAUGCUGUGUGACUGCACCUUCAUGGUGGACGGAGUGGUUUUCAAGGCGCACAAGGCGGUGCUGGCGGCCUGCAGCCAGUACUUCAGGAUGCUGUUUGUAGAGCACAAGGAAGUGGUUGACCUGGACAUUAGUAGCUCAGAAGGCCUCGGCAUAGUGCUGGACUUCAUGUACACUGGCAUAUUGAACCUAACCAGUGAAACAGUGGACAACGUGCUUGCAGUCGCUAGCUUUCUACAGAUGCAAGCCGUCACAGUCAGCUGCAGGGUUUUCAAAUCCCCCCAGAAAACAGGAGCAGGCAGUGUGAAUACUGGUGCUCGGAACACAAGCAGGUUCAAGUCUCUAGCCAAAAAAACAAAUGCUCCAAUGCGAGCGGACAAGGUAUUGACAUGGGAAGUGCAGCCGCUGUCCACAGGGGAGACGCCAGAGAGUGUGGGGACAGGGCCAGCUGGGAGAUUAACACUGAGGCUCAAACAGGAAGAAGGACAGUCCGCAGUGGAGCCAGCAGGCAUGGAGGUGGAGCAGGAGGACUCUGAGAGCGAGGAGACAGAAGACGAGGAGUCAGAGAUUAAAGUUGAGGUUGAGGAGGAAGAUGAAGAGGCGCUUGUAUAUGUGGAUGAUGUAUGUGAUGUUGAUUACACUCCAGGGAAUUCCAGCUUUAAAGGGAAGUCAGCUGAAGGAGAUUUUCAGUCUACGGCUCUGCAAGGAACAAAAAUGUCCAGUUCCAAAGGGAUGCAUGGUCAGCGUUUCAGAAAUAAACCCAAACACGAGCCACACAAACUCACAGAUGCUGAAAGGAUGAGACUGUACAGACAGCGCAUCAAAAGCGACCCUGUAAAGUAUGAGGCUUAUCGCCAGUAUAACACAAUGCGAUCCAGAAAAAAACGACAGACAAUGACCGAGGAGCAGAAGGAGAGGUAUAACACACUGCAGAAAGAGAGUCACGUGAAGAGAAAAGCUCAGAGGGCCAGACCUACACCCACCACAGCGUUGUGCAGAACUCCUUUAACUACUGAACAGAUUGCAAAGUUGCAAGAGCUAUGGCACGCCCACAGAGAAGAGGAGCAGGAGAAAAACAGGAAACGGGGAAGAAAGCAGAGAUAGAGUGGCAUCUCUACGGGGGCGGAAAGGAAGAGCCCACAAGCUAAAAAACUUAAGGCAAUGAUCAGCAUGCCAUGUGGGAGACGAAACGCCACGUUUGCCAGCCCUCCUGCCGCCUUUUUUUUUUUUUGCUUUUGCUUUUGUCCUAGCAUUCAAAAUGAAUUGUUAAUUUCAGCUAAAAGUAACUAAGAUUGGGUUUUAAUAGACCAGUGGGUUUGCCUAACAUAUUAGUGCUCUUGAUGGCCUUACUCUCCUCUUCAAAUCCGGUGUGUAAACUCGGUUCUUCUAGUGGCCUCGCAUUACCUGUCUUUGUGUAAAAUGCCGGAUUGUUAGAUUGCUGCUGCUAAUUUGGAGAUCUUCAAAGCCUCUUCUAUGAACACACAUUGUGAUUUUCUUUUUGUAUUUACAACUAACUUUUUAAGAAAAAAAAAUGUACAUAGCCCAGCUAUUCUAAAUUGUUAUGAAGCUAAAUAAACUGCUUGCAACUGUGAUUACGAUAAACUGUAAACAUACUGUGUGAAACCAUAAUGUAUAACGAUCUUGAAACUUGCUGUCCAAUAUUAACAGAACCACAUGUGGUAAACUUGGAAUGGCCAGUUAAAUCUACAGUAACGAACGGAUGAAACAUUUUCUAGAGAUCGCUGUCCCACCUUCUGAUGAAGAUGCAUUUCGUUUCUAAGUUCUUCUGUUCAAUAUCAUCUUUAAUAAAGGUCAAUGACAGCAUGUCCCUGUAGAAUUGUGCAUCUUCUAUUUAUAAAUCUACUUAUCAAACAUAUGUUCAUGCUGUUACCCUUGCAAUAACUUCAGUAAUUUAACUAAUUUAGAACAAGCUGCUUUAAACUUACUGGUUCCAAGUUCUGUCAUGAAGUAAGAAUGGGUGCGUAUUCUGGGGUUCUGUUUCACAUCUGAAGUGUUUAGGGGUUCAGUCUGGCUCUGUUUGGUCCACUUGACAAUUCCAUCAUCACAACUGAUCCUGGGGGCGGAUUAUGGAACGGCUCCACCAUAGGCAGAUAACUCAGUGAAUGAUGCUGUCUCUAAGUCUUGUGGGGUGCGGUGGCAGGGUGGCACAAAGUCCCGCAGGAGAUGACUGGAACC
Messenger RNA from Polyodon spathula (Mississippi paddlefish), 3802 nucleotides. Its product is annotated as zinc finger and BTB domain-containing protein 17-like. Bases 1415 to 2710 code for a protein of 431 amino acids. The record is from RefSeq and is a predicted model, not a curated record. Gene Ontology annotation, biological process: regulation of transcription by RNA polymerase II. NCBI's taxonomy places the organism in Eukaryota, Metazoa, Chordata, Actinopteri, Acipenseriformes, Polyodontidae. The transcript is spliced from 5 exons. Gene Ontology annotation, molecular function: RNA polymerase II cis-regulatory region sequence-specific DNA binding; protein binding; DNA-binding transcription factor activity, RNA polymerase II-specific.